Messenger RNA from Paracoccidioides brasiliensis Pb18, 222 nucleotides. RefSeq lists its product as uncharacterized. The record is from RefSeq and is a predicted model, not a curated record. The transcript has a single exon. The coding region runs from base 1 to 222 and encodes 73 amino acids.
AUGUCUCAUUCAGGCCAUUCGGCACCGUCGGGCGGGGGCUCAAGCGACGGCGCUCCCAGUUUCUUUUACAUGCAGGAGAUGUACUGGGCUGUCGUGGGAAUGGCUGUCGGCAUAGCUACAGUGGCUAAUAUCCUCAACAAGGUGGUAGCAGUUCAAAGGCGAGUUAUGCGGAGUUCCUUUUCCCUAUCCGCAACCCCGGGUUCUAUUCAAUGCGCUAACUAA